AUGGUGCAGCAGUAUGGCGCCGUCCAGGGCCAUGCGGACCGUGACGCCGCACACGACACGACCGACGAUUCGAGGACGUCUGGAGAGGCGGAUGCGCUGCUAGGGGCGAACGCAACAGCGAGACGGCCGAAGAGGGAGGGUCGUGCGACGUUGACCAGCUCAACGAGCAAUCUGGCGAACACAAUCAUUGGAAGUGGCAUGCUCACGUUCCCUUUGGCUAUGGCUUCUGCUGGUAUCAUACCAGGGAUCAUCACCUGCGUGUUCUCCGGCGGUAUGGCGGCCUUUGGCCUUUACCUGCUGUCAUUAUGUGCUGUCAAAGCUCCACAUAGACGAGCCUCGUUCUUUGCCGUCGCCGAAUUAACGUUCCCGAAGGCUGCUGUCUUCUUUGAUGCUGCGAUUGCUAUCAAGUGCUUUGGUGUAUCCAUUAGCUAUCUUAUAAUCAUCAAGUCUCUGCUGCCUAAUGUUGUUCAAGCACUAUACCACGAUCUUAGCCCUCAAACGACUCCACCUGCAUGGAUGCUGUCGGGGCAGAACUGGAUAACCCUCAUCAUGAUACCGCUAGUCCCUUUGACUUUCCUUCGCAAGCUCGAUAGUCUUAGACAUACAAGCUACAUCGCGCUGUUCUCUGUGGCGUAUCUCGUGGUUAUUGUUGUCGUAUGCUACUUUUUCCCCGUCGAAGGGAUGGAACAACCAGGCGAAAUCAACCUCAUCAAGUUCACACCUAGCUUCGUUUCCAAUUUCCCGGUGCAAGUCUUCGCAUACACCUGCGCCCAGAACCUCUUCCCGAUCUUUAACGAGAUCAAGGCAAACACGCAGCCGCGCAUGAAUAUUGUCAUCGGAACAUCUAUUGGCUCAGCGGCGUUGAUAUACGAGGUCAUUGCUGUGUUCGGCUACCUGACAUUCGGUUCCAAGGUUGGACCAAAUAUCAUCGCCAUGUACCCCUCUACUUCGCUGUUCAUUGCGAUUGGGCAGUUAGCUAUUGCUAUCAUGGUGAUGUUCUCGUAUCCACUUCAAGUGCAUCCGUGUCGCAACUGCCUGGACAAAGUCUUCAACGCUGGUCAGACGAGCAAGCCAACUGCGGAUGACGAAGAAUCGGAAGACGAGCAUCAUACCAGCCAUGACAUGUCACCUUUAAAGCACGCGCUGCUGACGCUUGCCAUCGUGGCAAGCGGUUUCACCAUCGCUUACUUCGUAGACGAUCUGAAGCUUGUGCUCUCCUUCGUGGGUUCCACCGGAUCUACCACAAUAUCAUUCAUCCUCCCCGGCCUGUUCUACUGGAAGCUUUCGCGCGAUGAUACCAGCGUGAGCAAGACGCUGUCACGAGCGUCCUUGGGAUUGGCCAUCUACGGAAUGUGCAUCUUUGUGUUCUGCCUAAGCUAUAAUAUCUAUGGGGUCCUUCACCCUGGUGCGGAGAUCUCACAUUAG
Epithele typhae is the source of this 1425-nucleotide messenger RNA. RefSeq names its product vacuolar amino acid transporter 5. Gene Ontology annotation, cellular component: fungal-type vacuole membrane. The record is from RefSeq and is a predicted model, not a curated record. NCBI's taxonomy places the organism in Eukaryota, Fungi, Basidiomycota, Agaricomycetes, Polyporales, Epitheliaceae. The transcript is spliced from 10 exons. Gene Ontology annotation, molecular function: L-arginine transmembrane transporter activity; L-glutamate transmembrane transporter activity; L-lysine transmembrane transporter activity. Gene Ontology annotation, biological process: amino acid transmembrane transport. Bases 1 to 1425 code for a protein of 474 amino acids.